This is a messenger RNA of Dissoconium aciculare CBS 342.82, 897 nucleotides long. RefSeq lists its product as uncharacterized. The coding region runs from base 168 to 665 and encodes 165 amino acids. The transcript has a single exon. Lineage: Eukaryota; Fungi; Ascomycota; Dothideomycetes; Mycosphaerellales; Dissoconiaceae. The record is from RefSeq and is a predicted model, not a curated record.
GGAAUAACUGUUGCAAUAGUCGGAGGUCUCGUGUCAGAAUUUGUCUAGAGUCGCCGCAGUGGAGGGAGAGACUUGGAAUGUAUGCCAUGUGUUUCCAUGUCAGGCGGGCCAAUGACUCUUCACCAUGGUGAAUAUGAACACUUCGAUGCCUUUCACGAACAAGAAAAAUGAUGAAUCACGCGAACAAUGCGCAUGCGAUGAUAUUCUUAUUAAAAUAUUCAGCUGUUGUUACAAGAAGUGUGUCUAAAAAGGGUUCAUCUAUCAAUGGGGGAAUCAAUGAAGUGGAAAGAAAACGAAAAAGGGCACCUUUGAAAGAGGGACCCUUGGCUGUGAUCAAAAUGCCCCAAAUCUCCUGCAAAUGGCUGAUGAGAGCAUACACUCCUCCCGUGGGAGCUCGCCCUCUGUUCUCGUGCGGAAGCAGCACACAUGGCGUGUCCCGGCUGAAUUAUAUAGUUGUAACUCAUUGCAAGUUGAACAACGUCCAACAUAAUCGGCGGAGCCUGGUCGUACCGACGGCUCAAAUGUGGUCCAGGGGUUGCUACUGUGACCCGAAUUUUGAUUCGAGAGCUCGAUCAUCGGAAUUGAAACCUUGGGAGAGGCUGGUGCAUUGUCUUGCCACCCCAGCCGGUACUUGGGCGGCUACCAUCCAAGCUGAUCUCCCAUGACUUGCUUAGCAAACGUCACAGAUAGCUGAUGAUGGCGCGUGCUAUUCCGUCAGCGCGACCUCGAUUCCGCCUGCUGGUAAAGGGUCGCCGAUUCCGUCAACAGACACGGCUUCCGCUCCAGGGCUGGCAGACAAAUUCCGUCUUGCUCGCCAAGCUGGACCCUGGGCGGGGCUUCAGUAAAGUCGGAUUGCUGAGGCGGCGAUCGAGUCCUCUGUCCAGUUUGGGAAGGUCU